This is a messenger RNA of Gamsiella multidivaricata, 576 nucleotides long. RefSeq lists its product as uncharacterized. The coding region runs from base 1 to 576 and encodes 191 amino acids. The record is from RefSeq and is a predicted model, not a curated record. Lineage: Eukaryota; Fungi; Mortierellomycota; Mortierellomycetes; Mortierellales; Mortierellaceae. The transcript has a single exon.
AUGGAGUUGCACUCAUUGCUUGGACAACAGCCAGGGUCAGCAGCGAUCGACUCUGUCCUGAAGGAGGUGACCAAGAAGACAACAGGAACGAACUCAAAAGUGUCAGAGCCGACGAUCAAGAUAUACAAGGACGCAGUCUAUUACUCGUAUACCCCCCUCGGGAUCUCUUUCAACUACGAGCCCUUGAAACCCAUUGUUCCCACUGAAUACAGCCCUUCCAAGAACACGGCACCAGACCCUGCGCUGCUAAGGCUUGUGGCUAUCCAUCUCUACAGACACCCGACGGAUAAGUUUGAGACGUUCCCUCUUCCGUUUAUUAUACCACGGACAAGACGCGAGGACGCGACCGUGAUUGCAGAGAUGAUUGAGAUGGAUAUGACAAAGAAGGCGCAUGAGGUGGUUCAGCUGUUGGGCGAACCGGAGGAGAGAGUGGGCGGUGGACGGCAGGGCAAUUGCUGGAUCGGGUAUCAGAGGGCGAUUGGGGUUGCGGUUGACUUUGUGGGGUCGAACUGGGAUGACCGCGAGAUGGGGGUCUCUAGCUUGACGCUUACGCAGCCGGAGAAAGCGAGCGUAUAG